UUGAGAUGAAUUGGCUAAGGGAAAAUUCUGGUAGGAUUGCAUGACUUUUUAAAACAAUGUCCUUGUGUUAUUUAAAACAGGAAAGAUCAGGUAAAUAGGUGACCUGCCUAGCAGGAACGUAGCACCCAGCCUGGUCCAACUCCCUUACGAAUCAGGGAGUGCUGGCAGAAGAAAGUACAAUUGCUCACCUUGUACAGGGUGUCUGAUUUCUUAUCAAGGCUGUGGCUAAUCAAAUGGGAUCCUUUAACCCCGUUCCCUUCCUGUGUGCUAUAUAUUUGCAUUCGGAGACUCCCAUCUCUGGUGAGAGGCUGUCUGCUCAAUUGCCCUGCUCCUCUGGCUAAAAAGGGCGCUGAGGCCCUGGUAGCUGAGGGUUCCAGUCUGCUGCUUCUGAAACCAUGGCUUUUCCUGCAGGAUUUGGAUGGGGGGCAGCCACGGCAGCUUAUCAAGUGGAAGGAGGCUGGGAUGCAGAUGGAAAAGGCCCUUGUGUCUGGGACACAUUUACCCAUCAGGGAGGAGAGAGAGUUUUCAAGAACCAGACUGGCGAUGUAGCUUGUGGCAGCUACACUCUGUGGGAGGAAGAUUUGAAAUGUAUCAAACAGCUUGGAUUGACUCAUUACCGCUUCUCUCUUUCCUGGUCACGUCUGUUACCUGAUGGGACGACAGGUUUCAUCAACCAGAAAGCUAUCCAACUUGAUAAAGUCAAUCUUCAAGUGUAUUGUGCAUGGUCUCUUCUGGAUAACUUUGAGUGGAACCAAGGAUACAGCAGCCGGUUUGGUCUCUUCCAUGUUGAUUUUGAAGACCCAGCAAGACCCCGAGUCCCUUAUAUGUCAGGCAAGGAGUAUGCCAAGAUCAUCAGAAACAAUGGCCUAGAAGGGCAUCUAUAGAAGAGAUGGCUAGGAAAUACUAUCUGGAGAAGAGGCCUCUGUUUUCGGGGAAAAAAAAUCUGCUUUGGUGAUGAUCUCUCAGGAAU
This is a messenger RNA of Propithecus coquereli (Coquerel's sifaka), 970 nucleotides long. Its product is annotated as cytosolic beta-glucosidase. NCBI's taxonomy places the organism in Eukaryota, Metazoa, Chordata, Mammalia, Primates, Indriidae. The record is from RefSeq and is a predicted model, not a curated record. The coding region runs from base 396 to 884 and encodes 162 amino acids. Gene Ontology annotation, biological process: carbohydrate metabolic process. The transcript has 3 exons. Gene Ontology annotation, molecular function: hydrolase activity, hydrolyzing O-glycosyl compounds.